GGCAGAAGGCCGCUCCAAGUUGUGCAUCUCUGGUUUCCAAUGGGCCUUCUAAUGAAUCUAGAAAGUAUUGUGAAUCCAAAGAUUAUAGAGUAGAGCAGAACAACUGUAAAUCCGACUGGCUCCGAGGUUCCAAACUUCAAAUCCUGGAUGAGUGGUUCAAUGUACUUGUUAGGAAACCCAACAAGGUACUUGGAUUUUGUCAUUUCUUGCCAGUGAGGAAGCCAGCAAAACUCAUCCACUGUAGGAGAUUAAAAAUGAUAAUUGAAACACCUGACUGGCUGCAUUGCUGGGAUUUUUUCGUUUUGGUGAAUUAGAUUAAGGUAGUAGCACCCAACACAAUCAUGAGAAGUGACAUGCAUGCCGUCCUUGGACGGGGAAAGGUUGCUGACAUAUUGUCGUGGAAGAACAAGACAUUAUCAGGAGGGAUCCUAGGCGGUGUUACUGUUCUAUGGGUUCUCUUUGAACUUACAGGGUACUCUUUAGCAACCUUCUUCUGUCACAUUCUCAUGCUUUUGAUGAUCACCCUCUUCACCUGGUCCAAGAGUGCAGGACUCACCAAAAGGAAUCCUCCUACUUCUAACGAUAUAAGGUUGCCAGAAGCAGCAUUCAGAUUCUUCUUUGAUCAAAUUAACGAGACUAUACUUGCAUUUUACAAAACAUCAAUGGGCCAGAAAGGUUUAAAAACCUUUUUUGUGACAUUAGCUGGGCUUUACAUCUUGUCAUUUAUUGGAUCCCUAUUCAGCACCAUGACCUUUGCAUACCUUGUCUUUGCCUGCUGUGCGACAAUACCAGCUUUCUAUGAGCAAAAUAAGAUGCAGGUGCAUGAAAUUUUUGGGCAAAGCUACAGAGAAAUAAACAACUCAUUGAAAGAUUUCAGGUCCAAACUCUUUGACAAGAUUCCAAGAGGAAAAGAUGACUAGCUAAGCUUGCCAGAAUUUGCUAGCUCUCUAAAUGAUCAACGGAAUGCAAAAAAUCUCUCAAAACUUCUUAGCAUGCAUGGCUUUAACUUGAUUUGACCUCCUGUAGUUGACAUAUGAUGAAAAGAUUCAUAAUAUAAUAAAAGUAAUCAUAGUAAUACAGCUAAUGCUAA
Molecule: messenger RNA, 1090 nt
Organism: Populus nigra (black poplar)
Lineage: Eukaryota; Viridiplantae; Streptophyta; Magnoliopsida; Malpighiales; Salicaceae
Product: reticulon-like protein B14
Exons: 6
Coding region: 342-920 (192 amino acids)
Source: RefSeq, a predicted model, not a curated record